This is a messenger RNA of Protopolystoma xenopodis, 477 nucleotides long. Lineage: Eukaryota; Metazoa; Platyhelminthes; Monogenea; Polystomatidea; Polystomatidae. The record is from the annotation of a GenBank genome assembly.
UUUCAACCACCCCUUGCAGGGCUUCCACCUCGAUCUAAGCCUCCUUUCCAUCCCGCUCGUCAAUUGGUUCCUACCGCACAUAAAAAUCACUGCCCGGCUGACUAUAAACCUUUAAUUCCCGUCCCCGCUUUUGUCAUAUUAGAGGAGUUAGAGCCGGUGAUGUCCAUGCCAAUGUCCAAGAAGUUUCCGCUCACUAGGCUUCAGACCCAUCAUCCCCACUUUCUUUGGGAUCCUGUGUUAAACUUAUUGUUGACUAGUCGUUCUUGGUCCGAGCGUCUUCUUUUUGCUGUCCUAGCCCAAUCUAUUAAUCUUCCCAGGGACCACACAGCAGUAUUUUACCCACCAACUUUUGCCAUGAUGUUCUCUUCCGGUGCUUCGAGAGAGUUCGACAAUGAUCUCAGGGGGACCAGGGACAUGUACCAGGCAAGCAAUCAUCUCUCCUUGUCUAAGCUGACUCGGUAUUACUUUAUUGGCUAG